GCUGAAGUUCUUUUCUCUUCCCUCCUGUUAAAAUCAAAUCACAAACUUACGGUUGGAAAGAAAAAUGGAGAAACUAAAGAAGGUCUCACCUUUCAGACUCCCAACUCUCCUCCGCCUCGAGAAAGACCCCAAAUUGGCCCUCCAACUCUUCCUAAACCCCAACCCCAAUCCAAACCCUAACCCUAAUCCCAAACCCAAACCCUUCCGUUACUCUCUCCUCUCCUACGACCUUAUCAUCACCAAGCUCGGCCGAGCCAAGAUGUUCGACGAAAUGGAACAAAUAAUCGAACAAUUGAAGCUUGAGACUCGGUUCGUUCCUAAAGAAAUAAUUUUCUGCAACAUCAUAACCUUUUAUGGCCGUGCUCGCUUGGUAGACCGAGCUCUCCAAACCUUUGAUCGAAUGACGUCUUUUCGAUGCAAAAGAACCAUAAAAUCUUUUAACACCCUCUUGAAUGCUCUCCUAGUAUGUAGAGAAAUUGGGAAAAUGAGAGAAUUUUUUGUGGGUAUUGAUGAAUAUGCAGCCCCAGAUGCGUGUACUUAUAAUAUAUUGAUUCACGCUUGUUGUUCGAGUAAUGAUUUGGAUAAUGCCCGGAAUGUGUUCGAUGAAAUGCGUAAAAAGGGGAUUUUGCCCAAUGCGGUGACGUUUGGGACUUUGAUAAAGGCGCUUUGUGAAAAUUCAAAGUUAGAUGAAGCUUUUAGGUUGAAAGAGGACAUGGUGAGAGUUUUCGAUGUCAAACCCAGUGCUUCUGUUUAUGCAUCACUAAUUAAAGGGCUCUGCAAGGUAAAUGAGUGGAGUUCGGCUUUUAAGCUUAAGGAUGAGAUGUUGGAAAAUAAACUAGACUUGGAUUCGAUGAUUUAUUCCACUUUAAUCAGUGCGCUUUUCAAGGUUGGUCGGAAGGGGGAGGCUUUUGAGAUGUUGGAGGAGAUGAAGAAAAAUGGGUGCAAACUUGAUACUGUAACUUAUAAUGCAUUGAUCUAUGGGUUCUGUAAAGAGAAGGAUUUUGAUUCAGCUUUUGGUGUUCUAAAUGAGAUGGAGGAGAAGGGGUGUAAACCGGAUGUCAUUAGUUAUAAUAUAAUUAUUGGUGGGUUUUGUAGGGAGGAGAAACUGAGAGAAGCAAAUGAAUUGUUUGAAGAUAUGCCGAGGCGGAGGUGUGCUCCAGAUGUAGUAACCUACAGGAUGCUCUUUGAUGCGCUAUGCAGUGGGAUGCAGUUCAAGGAAGCGGCAGUUAUUUUGGAGGAGAUGAUUUUCAAAGGUUAUGCUCCUCGUGCUGAAAGUAUAAAUAAAUUUGCGCAUAGGUUGUUUCAAGAAGGGGAUAUGAAGUUGUUCUUCAGAGUUUUAGAUAGUUUGGCAGAAGGAAGUUUUCUUGAUGUUGGUACAUGGAGGAUUGUGAUCCCUGCAGUGUGCAAGAAAGAUAAGAUGCCCAAUGCCUCUGAGCUUUUUGAUACUUUGUUAAUGGCAUAAAGUGGUGAUCUGCCAAUUAGAUUAAGUUGGUUGUGUAUAGCUAUUGGCAGACUUUUACUGUGUUGAAGUUCAUUAUCAUGCAUUGGUAUGCAUCUUUAAACCUAUCCUUAUGUUCUUGCUGCUUGAAAUUUGGGUGCUAUAGACUUAGACAUGGUGAUGUUCUUGAGUGAAGCACCUUUGGAACCACAGGAGAAUGUGGUGCUGAUAGUCCGAUACAUGAUCCAUCAGAGUUACAUAAAUUACUGGCUAUUACUUCAAGACCACAUACAAAGGAAUAAUCUUUUAUUUGAAGUUAGCACCUUCUCUUUCUGCUGGCCUUACUAUUACUAGAGCAUGCUAUUUUUAUGUACCAUUCCAGAAAAGAACAUUGUCAGGAUAAAGGGUUGUAGAAUGUAGAAGACGAAAAAGGAGAUGAAUUUUGGGAAAUGGGAUGAAUUCAUGGAACACUUGGGUUCUAAUGUAACACAAGGGAAAGGAAUAAUUUCUAGCAUGGUCAAUGACCUUAGGCAGCCUUCACCAUUUUAAUCUACUAAAUUUGAUUGGGCAUUUUGGUGAGAUUUUGAUUAGGCUCCUCCUUUGUGACUACAUGUGUAAGGGGUCUUUGUCUAAAUUGAUGGUUCACCAAAGAAGCACCAACACUUAGUUGGGAGACUAGGUGGAAGAAAUCCUUGCUUAGCUAAGGGAAUCUAAAAUCUUCAUGUGCAUUUCGGUACAAAUGUACUUCAGUUUAAUAUUGAGGCCCAUAAUAUCCCCUAAUUGGGGUUUUGGACAUCUGAGUUUCUGAUUUUGUACAAGUGAAAUUGAUUGAGUAGAAUUUGAAGUCGCGGUUACAGACUGUAUCAAAGGGAAGUUCAGGGUCUAUUCCCAAUUGAUGAAGGGCAAUGAUACUUACAGCUUUGGUGUUGAGAUCCUGGAAAUCUCGAGCGCAGAAGAAUUUGGACUCCUCUCAGGUGUCUAUCUAAUUGUUAUGCCAUAAAGAUGUGUUGUGCCAUCUCAUGACUAUAGUAUGGAAGGCCAUCUGUGUCAACAGCAGCAAAGGCUUUAGAGGGUCUAGUAUAUUUUGAACCUGUCACCGAGGUAGCUUCUUAACUAUCUGCCAUUCACAAACUCAUGGUGAAACCAAUCCACUUGUUUCAGCUCUUGCAGUGGCAUCAAUCUGGUUAGAGGAUCUUGGUGACAAGUAUGUGAUGUUGUAAGCUUUUUUGUAUAAAAAAAAUUGUAAUGGGAGGAUUAUGCAUUUCUCUGAAGAGAUUAUUUUGACCAAAUAGUUCUACAUUACAAUUCAAUAAUUUUAUUAAAAUCUACUGAAUCAUUUACAUUAGAAAUGUCAACUUUUUCUUAGUUUUUAGUACAUACAUGUUCAUUACAUGUGCAGCAAUGUUUACAACGCCUUGUAAUAAAUUUCAGAUCAAUUCUUAUGGCA
This is a messenger RNA of Cornus florida, 2885 nucleotides long. RefSeq names its product putative pentatricopeptide repeat-containing protein At1g53330. The transcript has a single exon. Bases 65 to 1462 code for a protein of 465 amino acids. Gene Ontology annotation, molecular function: protein binding. NCBI's taxonomy places the organism in Eukaryota, Viridiplantae, Streptophyta, Magnoliopsida, Cornales, Cornaceae. The record is from RefSeq and is a predicted model, not a curated record.